Xenopus tropicalis (tropical clawed frog) is the source of this 5539-nucleotide messenger RNA. RefSeq names its product ADP-ribosylhydrolase like 1 (gene adprhl1). The transcript is spliced from 8 exons. The coding region runs from base 73 to 3366 and encodes 1097 amino acids. The record is from RefSeq and is a predicted model, not a curated record. NCBI's taxonomy places the organism in Eukaryota, Metazoa, Chordata, Amphibia, Anura, Pipidae.
GACACUAAAGUUAGACCUGGCUAUUCUCAAACAAAAGCGAAGUUGGACCCUGCACAAGCUCUUGCCCUCGCCAUGGAGAAGUUUAAGGCUGCAAUGAUUCUAGCUGGGACAGGGGAUGCUUUGGGCUAUAAGAACUUCAGCUGGGAAAUGUGUGCUUCAGGUGUAAAGAUCCAAGAAGAGCUAAAACAACUUGGAGGAUUGGAAAAUUUGGUUCUGCCAGCAGACAAAUGGCCAGUGAGUAACAAUACUCUAAUGCACAUAGCCACGGCAGAAUCACUGGUCUCAGAUUACUGGAGUUUAGAAGACCUGUACCGUGAGAUGGUAAAACAUUAUGUUGAUGUUGUUGACAAACUGCAGGGGAGGCGGCCUGAUCCAGCAACUAUUGAAGGAUGUGCUAACCUUAAACCAGAUAACUACCUGCUUGCUUGGCACACCCCAUUCAAUGAAAAAGGUUCAGGCUUUGGCGCUGCAACAAAAGCCAUGUGUAUUGGGAUGAAAUACUGGAAACCAGGACGAUUGGAAACACUGAUUGAAGUCAGCAUUGAAAGUGGGAGAAUGACUCAUAAUCAUCCAACAGGGUUCCUUGGGUCCCUGUGCACGGCCCUGUUCACUUCCUAUGCAAUUCAAGAGAAGCCAGUUGUUCAGUGGGGAAGAGACAUGAUGAAGGUGCUACCUAUGGCUGAAGAGUACUGUAAGAAGACUAUACGGCACAUGGCAGAAUAUCAGGAGCAUUGGUUUUAUUUUGAGGCUAAGUGGCAAUUUUACCUGGAAGAAAGAGAAAUUGCAGAAGAGAAUGAGAAUAAGCCUAAAUUUCCUGAUAAGUAUGAUGCAGAAGAAAGAGACAAGACAUACAGGAAAUGGAGCUCAGAGGGAAGAGGGGGAAGAAGAGGACAUGAUGCCCCUAUGAUUGCAUAUGAUGCUCUUCUAGGGGCAGGGGAUGACUGGAAAGAACUUUGUAAUAGAGCAACGUUUCAUGGAGGAGAAGGUGGUGCCACUGGGUCCAUAGCAGGGUGUCUUUAUGGAUUGCUCUAUGGUAUAAGUAAAGUGCCUAAGAACUUAUACGAGCAGCUAGAGAUGAAGGAAAGACUUGAAACCCUUGGCGAGAAGCUCUAUCAAGUAGCUACAGUGGAAAAUGCCAUAAAGUCAGUGCUUCAUGGUGGUAAGAUGUUAUUAGAUCCACUGUUCCUGAAGAAGAAGAUUAACAAGCGGUUGGACCUGGGAGUAUGUAUUGUUCUCAGUAGUCUGCUAGAUUACAUUACAAGCCUGAAUGAUGGGGGUUCCAUGAAAGAAAACAAUCACGAGCAACCCAUUCAAGCUCAAGAAAAAAUGAUUAGACACAGCAAGCAGGAUGAGGCCCUGUCAAAAAGUAGCAGGAGUCCCACUCGAUUUCAGCUUCUGCAGUCAAAGUUUAUGAACCCAAACCAUGAGCCUCCAAUAAAAAAGCCUAGAGACAUAGGAAAAUUAACAUCCGAUGAAAGCCCAUUUACUGUUCGAUCAACAAGUAGUCUCAUUAAAAAAUUUAAUUGUGUAAAAGACAAAAAUGAGAAAGAAAGGAAGGAGUUAGCAUUGCGUAAUGAAAAAUCCAUAGGCAAUAAAUUCACUGGAAAAAAUACAGUGAAAUCGGUUUUGCAGAAAUUUAUAGCUGCAGAGGAAAAGGAAAAUGAUUCAAAAUCUCAAGUGGCAAAUCUUGUGAAGAUGAAGAGCAAAUCAGCAAAAAUACUCAAUAAAAAUUCUGUUUCUGCUUUAAAAUUAAAGUUUGAAGAAAAUCCCCAAAUCUGUUCAGUGAAGUCUUCUUUAAAAAAAGUGAACAGAACCAAAUCUUCCUGCAGAACAAUGAAUGAAAUAGAAGUAAAGUUGUUAGACACCCCAACAAUUGCUGUAACCAUUCUGGAGAAUCCAGUUCCUGAACAUGCAUUGGUAGCAGAACAGGCCAGUCUUAUCACUGGUAUUGCGAGUGUCGGUACCCGUCAGGGAGUGUGGAUGGCCUGUGAUCACAACAAGCCUCAAACCUGCAACACUGAGAUCUCUGGGUUCAACUGUGACAAUCUGAAUAUUGAUAAGAGUGAAGCUGUAGAUUAUGCAGAUAAGCAUAGUUGUCCUCUUGAUAAAGAGAAACCAUUAUAUUCAAGCAAGGAAAUAUUAGAUCCAAAAUCAGAAAGUUCUAACCAUUCUUUAUACUCUAAGGAAGAGAUACUAGUAUGUAUGGAUGAUAAACAGAUUGGUGGUCAGUGGGCUAUGCAACAAUCACAGGAUCCUUCAGGACUUUCAGAAGAAGACAGGACAGAAAAUAUAAAGAAUGGACUGACUACAGUUGUUAAUGGACAUACACCAGAAAGGACAAAUCAUGAAAAUCUUUCUAAUACCUUGAAAAUGAAAGAUGUUGAAGCUAAUAAUAUAGCAACCAAGACAGAGAAGAAUCAUAUUUCUCAUGUUACGCUACACAACAGUGAAGAAUCUCAAGUAUUCAAUACGAUUACUAAAAACCCUUGCUGUACAAUGAACAAUAGCAAAGAUAACAGUGACAUCAAGCAACCAACAAGCAAUGAUGGAAAUAAUGCAAAAACAGAUCUUUCUACUAAGGAGUCAAGAGCUACAGAACAAAAAGAGUCAUAUCUGAUAAACAAAUUAAAUAUGGAGGAAAACCAAGUGUCUACUAAUGGGACCACUCCUGUUGUGCCAGUUUCUGAAACAACCAAUUCUUUGCACAAUCCCAAAAAAACAGGAAUUAGAGAGAGCAAUGACAUUUCCAAAUGUAAAAAAGUAAAGGGCAGAGGCUUAGGUAUUAAAUUGGAAAUUAAAUAUGCUAAGUACUUGCCAGUAGAUGAUUUUUUUACAAUAGAGCUUAAAGACAUUCCUUCAAUUAUCCCUUUAACUAGAAAUGGUGUAUGUAGCACCGAAUCUAGCUUUCAGAUUGAAUGGGCAACAUGUAAUACUCCAGUCUUGUAUGAAAGCCCUGCUGUGCAUUCUUCCUGUGCAGAGGCUGUGAAUAAUCACCCACCAGAGACUGGAAGGAAAAGAAAUAGCCCUUGUCAGAGAAGUGAGCCUCAAUAUCAAGAUUCCAAAGAAAACUGUUCUUUGCACGCAACCCCAAAAGAUACAUUUGUGGUCAAGAACACAGAGGUCAAGUUGCCAAACCCCAACAAGGCAGCUGGCAAAAAGGUGCUUUCCAAGUAUCAUAUCCCAUCAGCAAGAGAUAUGCCCAGCAGUGAAGAUCACACAAAACUGAGUGGCAGCAGGGGGCAAUCCUCAGAUUACACAAAGAUGGCUGAUCUGUCCAAAUAUAAAGCACAAAGUUAUCAGGACAUUGAAAUGUCACAGAAACAGUCAUUCAAACCUCUAGUGAUUACAGCAAGUGACACAUUUUAAUGCCACGCGUGAUUUUCCUUUUUUAAAUAUUUUACAUUUUCAAUUCAUAUGUCCCCUGCUAAAAUAAUUGUUUCCUUUAGCUUGAUCACAUUAUAUAAGAUACAAUUUACCACAGAAACCUGGUAAAGCAAAGAUCUUUCAGUGCCUCAUAUUUUGUAAAUAGUUGGGGGGGGGAUUCAGUCAAAACCUCACCCUCCAUAAAACAGUCAGCCAAGACUUUAAUCCAACCCCUAAAGGCAAAAAGAGAUGGAUCACCUUCAACUGGCCAAUGCUUUAAAGGCAUAAAACAUUAAUGGGGUUAUGUAAUAAAUGGCACUACCUAAUCGGCAUACCUGCUUAUUAGUUAGUGACAUUUAUUACAUAACCCCAUUAAUGUUCUCCUGGUCACCUGUCUAAAAGUAAACAUCUUAUUUUUUGCUAUGGGUUACUGCUUCUGGGCAAACUAGAGCAUAACAUAGAGCAAACAUAUGGGGGUAAGACUGGAUUUAUAGGCUGGGAAAUGCAAAUCCUACUAAAAUUGCUGAAAUUCAGACUAAUGGCUGAAAUGCUUGCCUGGCUUUAAGUGGUAAAGGCAUAUGAAUAACUGUGUAUCAUAUUUAGUGCAAUGUUUUGUAAUGAAGCUUUUAGUAAAUAUGUAUUUGUGUGUGUGUGCUGUUUUUUCCCAUAAUGUCAGUAUCUUCCAACAUGAAUAUUAACUUUAUUAUACUUUGUGAUAAAAAUCUAUAAAUAUAUAUAUAGAAAUAUAUAUAUAUUUUUUUUAUUGAAAAUAAAAUAAACUGUUGAUGCAGUUUUCACCCCAAGAGCCUGCAUCCCAAAGGAUGCUAAAUGAUUGAAGCAAUCCGAUAUACCCAAAUGUGCUUAUCUUUCAGUGUAUGGCCAAAUUUAGAUAUCCUCUUCUAUACAUAUACAAUGUAUAUACAUAGAAAAGGAUAUCUGAUGAGGAUAUCAGAAGAGGAUAUCUUUGAUUUUCAUGACAAUAUAUGUAGAAGAGUUGAAGACAAACCAUAAGAUUUUCCUAUUUAUGCUGUAAGAAGUGCUUUUUUCCCAAAACGCAAGUGUCAUUGUGGCCACAUGUGGGCAUUGCGCCUGACAUUUGCGCUGCAUCUAGUAAAAUUACAUCCAAUUCUCAAAAUGAACACAACUGCAAACGUGUUUCCUUACAAAUAGGACACAAUUGCAUGUCGAUCUGGUGUCAUUUCUGGUGUUUGGUGUGAGAGUGACGUCUGUACCCAAUUCUUUAGGUGCAAGUGAACAGUGCUUAUUGACAAAAGGGAGCCCUGGAGCUACUGCCACAUCCUGACCAGGCGAUUCUCCUGAGUCAAUGGGCGCAGCAGCGCCUGAUUCGGAACAGAAGGCAGUGCCCAGCACAGCUAUAGGGAAAUGUGACACAAGUAACUUUAAUAAAAUUGGUUUUACAUGCAGCCAAUUGUGGAGAAAAGUGCAAGUUGCUGACUGUGUUUUGGGCACAAAUAAGUCCUAAACAUUAGUGACAGGCAGGAAGCAUGUGUACAAUUGGAGAGAGAAUGAUUGGUGGUAAGCGAAAAAAUAGAGAGUGUCAGGGUGAGUUUGGGGCCAUGGGGACUGAGGAUCAGUAGUGGGGGCUGGGGCUUUCCUGUGGAUGAAAUAGGGGGAAAGGGGGUUGGCUGAGUGUGGGACAGGGGUAGACAGGGUACCACCAGGCCAAGUAGCAUUGCCUUGGACACCUAUACUUUUUGGCUGAGACACAGCAUCAGUAAAACGUAACCAUUUAUUGGACCUGUGGUGGGCUCUUUGGGCCUCUGUGUACUUAGAAUUCCAGGAUCCCAGUAAGGCCUGCUAACAGCUCUCUAUCUCUGGUUAGAGAGUUGUUGGCCCUGAUGCCAAAUUAUUAUACUGAUGUGGUCCAGCAUUUUGGUGGCCAAAAGCAUAAAGAUUUGUUGUUUUGGCAAUUUGCUAAACUAGCAGAACUUACAGCAUAUGUUCAGCAUAAGACCUAUCAGAAUCAUCACAACAAAGUAAAGGGGGCAAGUACAGGUAGAAGAGGCUCCUUUGUUCCUUAUGUUCCGCCUAGGUUAGAGUAUCAUCACAUGACAUUGUGCUACUACUGGCCACAUUGGGAGGUUUAUUUAUCAAAAUUCAAAUCUGUGAAUUUUAUCAUUUUUUUUAAAUUCAAAUAAACUUGAAUUUUACUGGA